AGAAACUGGUGUGCGUAUGUGGUGACGAAGACAGUGAGCUGUGUGGUGGAGGAUGGAGUGGAGACCUACGUCAAGCCUGACUACCACCCCUGCUCCUGGGGCACGCAGUGUUCCCGCAUGGUGACGUGAGUAUGCUCCUAACACACAAACACACAGGACUACCAUGUGGUGCCGUAUACUUACACUUACACAUUCAUUUAAACAGGUAUACCCAGACACCCACUGCAUGAAUCAGUCUUUGCCCAUCUACUGUAGACAGACAGAGGACAAAGUGGUGAGAGAAUGCCAAGGCUGAGGGGAAUUGUGUAAGAAGGGCCAUUAGGACCUAAUGCCCUUAAUGUCUGUCAACACACACACACUCACACACACUGCUUAUGGAACGAACAGAUUGGAAAGACAGACGUGUGACAACUCGCAAAACGAACCAAUAUUUCUGGGAAAUCAGGACCUUUUUGACAAAUCUGAAGCCCAUACUAUACGGCAUCCCUCUCUCGCUCUCUCGCUCUCUUUUUCUCUUCAUCUCCCUUCUCUCCUGUCUUUCUCUAUCCUUCUCUUGCAUGAUUCCAGGCAUAGCAGUGGUAGGCUAAGAGCUGUCGUAUUGUAAUUGACAUAAAUUAUGUGUGAUGGACAAAGUCGUGGCUGUGCAAACUGAGUCCUGUUGAUUGAAGGCCUUCUACUGCCACAGCCUCUGUCUCUCUCUCUGACACUCUCACAGCUUGGCAGCAGAUUACUGUGUUUGAGCCUGAACCAUACAGCACAUAUACAGGAAAGAAAACAAUAUAUGCCUGUUCACGCACAAGGGGGAUUAAUUGUGAAACAUUUAUUUCCUUCUCAGUUUAAAGGGGAAAAUAAAAGACAGUUUCUUUUGAACGCGGUCCAAGCAAAAUGUAGAAAUCUGUCCGUGUGUAUGUCGAGCACAUGUGUGUGGAGCGUGUGUGUGCAUGUGUGUUCGUUUAUCUGUUCUAAUUGUUUGACAAUGCUUUAGGAUCUCAUUUUGGAGUUUGGCUUCGACUCUCCAUUGCAACAUACAGUACAUUAGCUACACAGUGGAGUAUUCUCAUCCAUCAGAGAGGGGAGGGGUCUCCUAUGACCUACAGUUAUCUGACGAACGAAAACGAAGGGUGGUGGUCAGCUUGAGUUUGAAUUAGGUUAAUGUUAAUAUUGGGCGACUUGACUUGGGUAUUGCGUUUGUUCGUACAGUAAUUCAAUAUGUUUUGACAGUUAUCACAGAUGUGUGCUAUCAAGUGCUGUGCAAUCUGUUUCCCAAAUCCUGAAGUUCUUGUUACUUUUUUCAGAUUACGUGAUUGGGUAAGAGGAGAUUGCUACGCAUACCUACCAUGCCUAAGUCUUUCACAAUAGACAGUGACAGGCAUUUCUGAUACUGUGUUACACACUAGAGCGGAAAAGGAGCUGGUGGAUUAAUUGCAAACAUGUUAAGGUCUGAAUAGUUAAUGAUUGAAUCAACGUUGGUAUCUGGUGAAUACCGGGGAUUAGAGUUACCUCAAAGUGCCUGUCAGGGCAGAAACCAGCGUCCGCUGUUUAAGCUUUGUGUUCAUGCUUCCAUGCCCGGGAACAACAUGAAAACCUCGAUUUAAAUAGAAACGUAAUUAGAAAAUGCCUGUUACUCUGGCUUUGUGGCCUGUAAUGACUGCAUUUGGAUUGACACAUAAACAUUCUCCAAACUGAGGCCGUUUGAAGAGUUCAGACCAACAUAAUUGCAGACAGGCCCGUUGAAACUCAAUGGUAGGAACUUCUAUUCAACUUGGAAGGGAAAUUACGGAUAUUGUAUAAACAAAAUGUGUGAAGUUGUAAAAUAAAACAAUGUCCAAGGCUCUUCAAUUAAUGUUUAAUGUUAUGUUCUGCCAACGACUAGUGGUGUUAUGGGCCAAAAGGCAGCUGGACGGGUCUCCCGAGUGGCGCAGGGGUCUAAGGUACUGUAUCACAGUGCUUGAGGCGUCACUACAGACCCGGGUUCAAUCCCAGGCUGUGUCGCAGCUGGCCGUGACCGAGAGACCCAUGAGGCCGCACACAAAUUGGCCCAGCUUCGUCCGGGUUAGGGGAGGGUUUGGCUGGCCGGGAUGUCCUUGUCCCAUCGCGCUCUAGCGACUCCUUGUGGCGGGCCAGGCGCCUGCACGCUGACUUCAGUCGCCAGUUGUAUGGCGUUUCCUCCGACACAUUGGUGAGGCUGGCUUCCGGGUUAAGAGAGCAGUAUGUCAAGAAGCAAUGUCACUUGGCAGGGUUAUGUUUCGGAGGACACAUGGCUUUCGACCUUCGCCUCUCCCGAGUCCGUUAUGGAGUUGCAGCGAUGGGACAAGACUGUAACUACCAAUUGUGGAGAAAAAGGGGUAAAAGUUUUUAGAAAGAAAGGCAGAUGGACAAUAAGUUGGCAAUUACCACAUGCGACCAAUUAUGAUUGCGUAGCUUCAGUGAACAUUUAGCAGACACUCCUAUCUAGUGUGACCCAAAAUAUGUGCAUUCAAUUUAGAUAGGUGAGACAACCUCAUUGUGAACCACUUCACCAUUGUUGUCGUUGUUGUCUCUGAUUCUCAAUAGAUAUCGAACGUAUAUGAAGCCGCGGUACAAGGUGGCCUACAAGAUGGUAACAGACAUGGAGUGGAAAUGUUGCCAUGGUUACACUGGGGACGAAUGUAGUGAGGGGCCGAGCGGAGGGUCUGGGACCCAGAUUGCUACAGCCAAACCACGGCCGAAACCCUCCCGACCGGGACAGACCGGAACAGGUCACGGAGGACAGAGUGGAGGAGACGGUGGGUGGAUGUCUGUUCAACCUGCUCCUCCUCUAUAUCCCCCUCUUCUUCUCCUACUUCUGUCCUCGUCUCUGUUCCCAUGUCACUCCUCAAAUAGUAUACAUGAUAAAUCUAAUACUAUAUAGAUGAUAUACUAUAAUAUAAUGUGUUUGUGUUCAGGGCGAGGAGACGGUGACAAGAUGCGGCAGCUGGAGGACAAGAUCCAGAGCCUGACCAAGGACCUCCACGACCUGCAAUCCUCCCUGAGGGGCAUGAAUGAACGCUUCCAAGAGGAGACGCACAAACCGGGUUUCACCGGUGGCGGCGCAAAGACCCCAGCGGACUCAGCCCAGCCCGAGAUGAUGGAGACCAUCCACAGCAUCCAGACCAAACUGGACCAGCUGGACAAUCGGACCCAGGCCCACGACAAGACCCUGGUCAGCAUCAACAACCACCUGGUCAACGGGAAUGCUGGCGGCGGGAAUGAACUCGGGGGUGGCGGUGGCGGCUCCUCUGGAGGCACCGGUGGGUUUAGCGGCGGGGCGCUCAGCACGCUGAAAGAGGAGAUCCUGAGGGAGCUGGAGAGGAGGGUGUCUCUGUCCUGCUCCUCCUGCCAGUCUGGGGUGGAGGACCUGCGAAGGAAGCAGCAGGAGAACAGGGAGAGGAUCCAGGCACUGGAGAAGCAGCUGAACGCAGUGGACGGACGCUAUCGCCAGAGCCUGGACGGCCUACGCCGGGAGGUCACACGCUUCCAGGGCUGCUGCAACACUGUCACCGACCUCAAGAACAGGGUCACAGAUGCAGAGAGAAAGAUCAGCUCUGCGUCGGAGAACUACGAUGUCAUCCAGAAUCGCCUGGAGAAGGAGUUGGGCGGUGGUGGUGGUAGUCAUGGCGGCAUAGGUUUGGGAGGAGGUGGCUUUGGACCUGGUGGUGGUGGCUUUGGCCCUGGUGGUGGCAGUGGGUUACCCAAGGUUAUAGAGGACAGGCUGGAUAGCCAUCUGAAGGACCUGGAGAGGCGGGUGAACAGCACAGUGCAGCACACGGAGGAGAGCUGCGCCUUAAUAGAGAACAACAUGAAGGACUAUUUCCACCGCGAGCUGGGUGACCUCCGGACUGUGUUCCUGGACCGCUUCGACACCCAGGGCUACCGCAUCGAAGACAUAGAGCUGGACAUGGGCAUCGUAAAGGACCAAGUGUUGGACCACGACAAGAAGCUGACCCGCCUGGAGAACUCUACGGCACUCCUAGACAAGAGUCUGACUGACUGUGGCUGUGGAGGAUUAGGAGGAGGAGCUGGAGGAGAGGGAGCAGGUAGAAGAGGAGGAAGUGGAGGAACGGGAGGGAGAGGAGAUGGAGGAGGAAGGGGAGAUGGAGGAGGAAAUAAAGGAACUGGAGGAGGAUGGGGAGGAGCAGGGGGAGCAGAGGGAACCAGAACUGGAGAAGGGGGAGAUGGAGGAAGAGGAGGAAUAGGGGGAACCGGAGAUGGAUGGGGAGGAGCUGGAGGAGACAGAGGAAAUGAUUACAACGGAGACUCUGUGAAGUCUAUCACAUGGAGGGUGGUGGCCAACGAGGACGAGAUCCGCCGCUUCAACACGCGUAUCAAGGACCUGUCCAUCUCAGGCGACUCCCUAAUGGACAAGGUGGUGGACCUCAGCCACGACAUCCGCAAAAUCAAAGCCCUGACCGGAGACAACGGCGAGCACUUCAACCGCAUUGUCACAGAGAUCGAGAUGCUGGGUCGUGGCGUGGACGAAUGCGACAUCUGCGGAAGAGUGGAAGACGAGUUGAAGAAGCUGAAGAACCACACGCAGCACACCCUGAACCGCUGGGAGAAGGACAUCAACACCAUCCGGACACAGGUGGACUCGGACCAGAGCUCCUGCUCGCAGGUGUGCUCCACCCUGAAGGAGGAGGUGGGGAAACUCCAGGAGGAGGUGGAGAAUUGUAGUGGCCAGUGUAAGAUCCGCCUUGAGACCCCAACAACAGGAGGCGGCACCGGAGGAGGCCUGGAUGACCCCCAGAAGCCCCUGGACGGCCACAGUGUGAUCGGAGGAACGUCUAACAACGGCCACCUCAAGUCCCUGCAGGGCGAGCUGUCCGAGGUCAUCCUGACCUUCAGCUCCAUCAACGACACACUGAGGGGCCUAGAGCAUACAGUGCAGAAACACGGCAGCAUCAUCACCGACCUGGGCAACACAAAGAACAAGAUAAUCUCGGAGCUGGACAAGAUCCAGCAGGAGGUGACCGAGCACAUCGAGGAGAGUCGCGACCGGCUUGACGGGGUGGACCGUGAUGUGCGCCGUUUCGAGAGCACCCUGGUGGUGGAGAUGGGUGACUGCAAGCGCUCUGGCGACGGCCUGGAGAAGAGGCUGUCCAAGAUGGAGGGUGUGUGUGGACGGCUGGACGGCGUCUCGGACUCGCUCCAGAAGAUCAAGGAGGGGCUGAACAAGCAUGUGUCGGGCCUGUGGAACUGUGUGAAUGGCCUGAACGCUACGGUCAUCUCCCAUGGAGGGGUCAUCGAGAACAUCCAGACCACUCAGCUGGAUGGGAUCUACGGGAAGAUCAAGAACCUCAAUUCGUCCGUCAGCCACAUCCUCAAGGAGUUCCAGAACCUCUCGGAACAGGACCUGACCGGUGAGUGUGUUGAGUUGACACUAUAUUCCUUUCAAAAGUUAGGAUCUAGAUCAGGGGUUAGCAACUCCAGUCCUCGGGUGCCUGAUUGGUGGCACACUUUCACCCCAGCCCUAUAGCUAACACACCUGAAUAAACUAAUUGCAAUCUAAACUGAAGACCAUGAUUAUUUGAUUAUUGGAGUCAGGUGUAUUAGCAGGACUGAGGUUGCCUUUCCCUGAUCGUGAUCCAAUGUAGGUAACUACAGAAACUAAACACUGCAUGGUUUGGACAGAUAGAGCAUGUUCAUUUAGACAUGAUCUACAUUGACUAUGUUUGAGAAUUUGUUGAGUUCAUACUGAUAUUGAAAAAUGAGACGUUAGUUUUAGUUAUUAUCAGUGGACUUAAACUCUUGUCUAGUUUUAGUCACAGACAUUUUAGUCACAUAAUAGUCAGUGCAUUUUUUUCUAUAAAUGACCUCUAACUUCUAUCAUGUGCACAUUCAGAUAGCCUUGUCCAACUAGGCCGACUAUCCCCUCAUAUACCUUAGCUGGCAACAUUGAUAUUGUGGCAGAUAGUAACCAAUGCCAGCCACAAUUAACCAUAGGCUAUAAAGCUGUGGCUACAGGUUAAACAAUGUACAGCUCUGAUUUUCUCCCCAUCAAAACCGUCAAGGGGGUAAAUAACAGUGGUUUCUUUGAAAAGGGGAGAAUGAGCUUUACAAAAAUGCCAGAAGUAUUACUGUACUCUUAAUAUUCAUCAAAUAGCAUUUGUUAUUCCCAUUGGAAAAAGUCAACUGCAACUGACAUUUGCGGACCGUGGUGAGAGAGCGGCAACGCAUAUGGGGAAAAUAAAGCUUCUGAUGUGAUCAAAACAAAGACAGCCUACAUGAAAGUAAGAUAGAGAGUAGAUAUUGUUUCUAGUUCAGGUUAGUUACAAGUCAAGUGUCCUGGCUUCGCAUCAGUUCAAAAGAUUGACAAGUGACUGAAGUGACCACCUGGGAAUUGUGUAGGAGAGCCGGGCAGAUCAUCUCAAUCAGAUUGGCAACUGAAAGAUGUAAAUUCUGCCAAUGAGAGGAUUGCAUGAAAUAUUCUGCAUGCAUGCAUACUUAGGAUUGGACAAAACAGAUGAAAAUGAGCUUCAUGUCAAAUUAAAUGUCCUUUAGUCUCACUUGUAGUGCUGUUGCGGUGACCGUGUUACCGCCACACUGGCAGUCAUGUCAUGACCGCAGUCAAAUUCCAUGUGAACGGUAAUCUUCUCCUAUGCACUCUGGACAUGAGUUGGUAGUACCCAACUCGCUAACGACCAUCAGGUCGCUAAUGGCCUGUUACUCAGCGUUCUAUUGUCCCGCUAACCACUCUGACAUCAAUGCAAAUGCAUUCGAAAAUCACAUCAAACACUUGUCAUCAAAACCGUAUCAUGCUUUAAAACUCACCGUUAGGCAAACAUUUUUGACCUCACUGUGAUGAUCAAUUUGAAGAAAGAAGUUCAACAACAGGUUGAAACUGAGUGGAUAACAUGGUUGUUGUGGAUGUUAUUUCAAAGCCAAACACAACAAAAUGGACAGCGCUUUCUAAGGUGAUGAUUAAUUCAAAGCAUUUAAGAUGUUGUAUGUAGAACACCCAUACGCCACAGGAGGUUGGUGGCACCUUAAUUGGGGAAAAUGGGCUCGUGGUAAUGACUGGAGCGGAAUUAGUGGAAUGGUAUCAAAAACAUUAAACACAUGUUUCCAGUUGUUUGAUGCCAUUCAAUUUGCUCCAUUCCAGCCAUUAUUACAGUGGCUUGCGAAAGUAUUCACCCCCCUUGGCAUUUUUCCUAUUUUGUUGCCUUACAACCUGGAAUUAAAAUUGAUUUUGGGGGGGCUUGUAUCAUUUGAUUUACAUAACAUACCUACCACUUAGAAGAUGCAAAAAAAUAAGACCCAAAAAAAGAACUUGAGCGUGCAUAACUAUUCACCCCCACCCCCCCCCCCCCCCCCCCCCCCCCCCCCCCCCCCCCCCCCCCCCCCACCCCAAAGUCAAUACUUUGUAGAGCCACCUUUUGCAGCAAUUACAGCUGCAAGUCUCUUGGGGUAUGUCUCUAUAAACUUGGCUCAUCUAGCCACUGGGAUUUUUGCCCAUUCUUCAAGGCAAAACUGCUCCAGCUCCUUCAUGUUGGAUGGGUUCCUUUAAGUCAUACCACAGAUUCUCAAUUGGAUUGAGGUCUGGGCAUUGACUAGGCCAUUCCAAGACAUUUAAAUGUUUCCCCUUAAACCACUCAAGUGUUGCUUUAGCAGUAUGCAUAGGGUCAUUGUCCUGCUGGAAGGUGAACCUCCGUCCCAGUCUCAAAUCUCUAGAAGACUGAAACAGGUUUCCCUCAAGAAUUUCCCUUUCCUUCAAUUCUGACCAGUUUCCCAGUCCCUGCCAAUGAAAAACAUCCCCACAGCAUGAUGCUGCCACCACCAUGCUUCACUGUGGGGAUGGUGUUCUCAGGGUGAUGAGAGGUGCUGGGUUUGCGCCAGACAUAGCGUUUUCCUUGAUGGCCAAAAAGCUCAAUUUUAGUCUCAUCUGACCAGAGUACCUUCUUCCAUAUGUUUGGGGAAUCUCCCACAUGCCUUUUGGCGAACACCAAACGUGUUUGCUUAUUUUUUUCUUUAAGAAAUUGCUUUUUUCUGGCCACUCUUCCGUAAAGCCCAGCUCUGUGGAGUGUACGGCUUAAAGUGGUCCGAUCGACAGAUACUCCAAUCUCUGCUGUGGAGCUUUGCAGCUCCUUCAGGGUUAUCUUUGGUCUCUUUGUUGCCUCUCUGAUUAAUGCCCUCCUUGCCUGGGCCGUGAGUUUUGGUGAGCGGCCCUCUUGGCAGGUUUGUUGUGGUGCCAUAGAAGGAUUACUGUUAGACUAUUCCAGGUAUUCCUUAAAGAGGUAGGGUUUCAAGUGUCUCCAGAAGGUGGUCAGUGACUCCGCUAUCCUGACGUCGUGGGUGAGCUUGUUACACCAUUGGGGUGCCAGAGCAGCGAAUAGCUUUGACUGGGCUGAGCGGGAACUGUGCUUAUGUAGAGGUAGGGGGGCUAGCAGGCCAGAGGUGGAUGAACGUAGUGCCCUCGUUUGGGUGUAGGGUCUGAUCAGAGCCUGAAGGUAAGGAGGUGCCGUUCCCCUCACAGCUCCGUAGGCAAGCACCAUGGUUUUGUAGUAGAUGCGAGCUUCAACUGGAAGCCAGUGGAGUGUGUGGAGGAGCGGGGUGACAUGAGAGAACUUGGGAAGGUUGAACACCAGAUGGGCUGCAGUGUUCUGGAUAAGUUGUAGGGGUUUAAUGGCACAGGCAGAGAGCCCAGCCAACAGCGAGUUGCAGUAAUCCAGACGGGAGAUGACAAGUGCCUGGAUUAGGACCUGUGCCGCUUUCUGUGUAAGGUAGGGUCGUACUCUGCGUAUGUUGUAGAGCAUGAACCUGCAGGAUCGGGUCACCGCUUUGAUGUUAGCGGAGAACGACAGGGUGUUGUCCAGGGUCACGCCAAGGUUCUUUGCACUCUGGGAGGAGGACACAAUGGAGUUGUCAACUGUGAUGGCGAGAUCAUGGAGCGGGCAGUCCUUCCCCGGGAGGAAGAGCAGCUCUGUCUUGCCGAGGUUCAGCUUGAGGUGGUGAGCCGACAUCCACACUGAUAUGUCUGCCAGACAUGCAGAGAUGCGAUUCGCCACCUGGUUAUCAGAAGGGGGAAAGGAGAAAAUUAAUUGUGUGUCGUCUGCGUAGCAAUGAUAGGAGAGACCAUGUGAGGAUAUGACAGAGCCAAGUGACUUGGUGUAUAGAGAGAAUAGGAGAGGGCCUAGAACUGAGCCCUGGGGGACACCAGUGGUGAGAGAAUGUGGUGCGGAGACAGAUUCUCGUCAUGCCACCUGGUAGGAGCAACCUGUCAGGUAGGACGCAAUCCAAGAGUGAGCAGCGCCGGAGAUGCCCAACUCGGAGAGGGUGGAUAGGAGGAUCUGAUGGUUCACAGUAUCAAAGGCAGCAGAUAGGUCUAGAAGGAUAAGAGCAGAGGAGAGAGAGUUAGCUUUAGCAGUGCGGAGAGCCUCCAUGACACAGAGAAGAGCAGUCUCAGUUGAAUGACCAGUCUUGAAACCUGACUGGUUUGGAUCAAGAAGAUCAUUCUGAGAGAGAUAGCAGGAGAGAGAAAAGAGUUUUGGAGAGAAAAGAAAGAAGGGAUACUGGUCUGUAGUUGUUGACAUCAGAAGGAUCGAGUGUAGGUUUUUUGAGGAGGGGUGCAACUCUCGCUCUCUUGAAGAUGGAAGGGACAUAGCCAGCGGUCAAGGAUGAGUUGAUGAGCGAGGUGACGUAAGGGAGAAGGUCUCCGGAAAUGGUCUGGAGAAGAGAGGAGGGGAUAGGGUCAAGCGGGCAGGUUGUUGGGCGGCCGGCCGUCACAAGUUGCAAGAUUUCAUCUGGAGAGAGAGGGGAGAAAGAAGUCAAAGCAUAGGGUAAGGCAGUGUGAGCAGGACCAGCGGUGUCAUUUGACUUAAUAAAUGAGGAUCGGAUGUCGUUAACCUUCUUUUCAAAAUGGUUGACGAAGAGAGUGGUAGAAAGUGGCUUUAGCAGCAGAAACAGAGGAAGACAAUGUAGAGAGGAGGGAGUGAAAAGAUGACAGGUCCACAGGGAGUCUAGUUUCCCUCCAUUUCCACUCGGCUGCCCAGAGCCCUGUUCUGUGAGCUCGCAAUGAGUCGUCAAGCCACGGAGCAGGAGGGGAGGACCGAGCCGGCUGGGAGGAAAGGGGACAUAGAGAGUCAAAAGAUGCAGAAAGGGAGGAGAGGAGGGUUGAGGAGGCAGCAUCAGGAGAUCGGAGGGAGAAGAAUUUAACAGAGGGAAGAGAUGAUAGGAUGGAAGAGGAGAGAGUAGCGGGAGAUAGAGAUUAGAAGGUUGCGAUGGCACAUUACCAUCUGAGUAGGGGCAGAGUGAGUAGUGUUGGAGGAGAGCGAGAGAGAAAAGGAUACAAAGUAGUGGUCGGAGACUUGGAGGGGAGUUGCAGUGAGAUUAGUAGAAGAACAGCAUCUAGUAAAGAUGAGGUCAAGCGUAUUGCCUGCUUUGUGAGUAGGGGGGGACGGUGAGAGGGUGAGGUCAAAAGAGGAAAGGAGUGGAAAGAAGGAGGCAGAGAGAAAUGAGUCAAAGGCAGACGUAGGGAGGUUAAAGUCACCCAGAACUGUGAGGGGUGAGCCAUCCUCAGGAAAGGAACUUAUCAAGGCGUCAAGCUCAUUGAUGAACUCUCCAAGGGAACCUGGAGGGCGAUAAAUUAUAAGGAUGUUAAGCUUGAAUGGGCUAGUGACUGUGACAGCAUGGAAUUCAAAUGAGGAGAUAGACAGAUGGGUCAGGGGGAAAAGAGAGAAUGUCCACUUGGGAGAGAUGAGGAUUCCUGUGCCACCGCCGCGCUGACCAGAUGCUCUCGGAGUAUGCAAGACCACAUGAUCAGACGAGGAAAGAGCAGUAGGAGUAGCAGUGUUUUCUGUGGUAAUCCAUGUUUCCGUCAGCGCCAAGAAGUCGAGGGACUGGAGGGUAGCACAGGCUGAGAUGAACUCUGCCUUGUUGGCCGCAGAACGGCAGUUCCAGAGGCUGCCGGAGACCUGGAACUCCACGUGGGUCGUGCGCGCAGGGACCACCAGAUUAGAGUGGCAGCAGCCAUGCGGUGUGACGCGUUUGUAUGGCCUGUGCAGAGAGGAGAGAACAGGGAUAGACAGACACAUAGUUGACAGGCUACAGAAAAGGCUACAAUAAUGCAAAAGAGAUCAGAAUAAAAUUAACUAUACAUCUGAGGAAGCGAGAGAGCGGGACCUCCCUCACUUACCUUUCACUGAAACACUCAAAUAUAACUCUCCCAACUUCCACUUUAGAAAUUAUAAUUGUUGUAAACUACAGCGGUUCAAUGUUUCUAGGAGUAGACUCUAACUUAGUUUAUUCAGCUAGCUAACUUGGUACAGUAUUCUUCCGUGAAAACCGCCCAGGGCACCGUAUCUUAUGACACCAUAGCUAACUAGCAUGCUAGCAUCCAAUAACACACUGUUUAGCACCAAUACUUGGUUACAACAAACUACCAAUAGUGUGUUAACACACUAAACAGAUCAUUCGUGUCCGUGUCUAGUUCCUUUCAUAACGCAGAAAUAAUUUGUUUGCGUUGCAAAAUUCUCAUUGACUAAAAUGAUAUUGUAUUUAGUUGCUACAGUACUGCUAGCUGGUAGUGUUGGCUAGCUAGCAAUGGCUGCGGUGUUGACUUUGUUUGAAAAAAUGGCAUCGCUGUGAACGAAUGUAGCUGGCUAAAAUGAUGUUGUAUUUAGUUGCUACAGUACUGUUAGCUGGUAGUGUUAGCUAGCUAGCAAUGGCUGCGGUGUUGACUUUGUUUGAAAAACGGCGUUGCUGCAAACGAAUGUAGCUGGCUAAAAUGAUAUUGUAUUUAGUUGCUACAGUACUGCUAGCUGGUAGUGUUGGCUAGCUAGCAAUGGCUGCGGUGUUGACUUUGUUUGAAAAAACGGCGUCACUGCGAACGAAUGUAGCUGGCUAGCUAACCUCGAUAGUUUCUCUAUAUUACACCUUUAUCUUUGAUACAAAGACAACUAUGUAGCUAGCUAACAUUACGCUAAUCAAAUCGUUCCAUUGUAAUGUAAUGUGUCAUAUUACCUGCGGAGCGAAGGACAGCAUGACUACUCACUCCAGGAGCCAUCCAUCCCCUCCACUGCCAUACGCAUAUAUGAGCCCAAGCCCCCCCCCCCCCCCCCCCCCCCCCCCCCAAAAAAAAAUAACGGAAUUAAAAUAAUGAUUGUGCCGUUAUACAAUACAUAGCCUAAUAGUCUGCCACAUUUUACUCACGGCAGAAAAACAUUUUAAAAAACAUAGAUUUAAGAUGUCUUUGGGAUAUAAUUGGUCCAGCCUAUACUCCAAAAUUAAACACAUUCUUGCAAUCACCUUUAAGUGUGGACUGUAUUAUUAUGCAUACUGGAUGGACUGGUUAUCUUAUGCUAAGCUCCAAACUAUCUAUCCAUGCAUUUGGGAGAGAACGUAUAGGCCUAUGUAAUGUUGGUUCAUUGAUUGUGCAGGGCGGCUUGCAGAGUUAGCCUACAAUUAUAGUGAAUUUGUAUUUUAUUUCGAAUAGCCUAGUAUUAGGGCAUUUUAUAUAUUUUCUCUCUCCUUCAUUCCUUUCUCGAACGCGCAGAGAUUGGGGCUGUCAACAGUUUAAUUAAAUAUGUUUAUUUGUGAAAACAUGCUACUAUUGAUGUUCUCGAAUAGAUUUCACUUGGUUUCCCAAAUUAAGCACUGGGUAGCUUAAGAUAUGGCAUAUAGAAGCAUACCAGAUGGACAUAAUGAAAAUGAUCAGAGGAAGUUCAGGAGUAAAAUCAAACAAAAUAUAAUUAUUGACUGUGUCCAUAAAAAGUAUAUAGUAUGUAUAAGCAUGAAGUAGAGGCCUAAGCAUUGUUGUUCACUAGUUUACUCCAAUUAGGGAAGGGAUGGUGGGGUUGGAAAGUAAUAAAGGGAAAUAUAUAUAUUUUUAAGGAUAUGGAUGUAUAUAUAUAUAUGUAUGUAUAUGCGUGUAUGUAUGUAUGUGUAUGUAUGUGUAUAUAUAUAUAUAUAUAUGCGAGAAGAAGAAAAAAACUUAUGGGGGAUUGGAAGUGAUGCAGACAGUUACAUUGAUGGAAGUUACAAUCUAUCUGCAAUAAAAACCAAACAACAAUAAUCCACCCAAAGAGGUAUUUUUUUUAGAAGUAAUAGCUAGUGAUUACAGGCUGUUGUGAAAUGGUAGAACCUGCUGUAGCCAACUAGCCCGCCAUGUGCUUUUUUCUCCUUGACCAAAACAUGAUGAUGUUCUAUUUUUAGCUGAUAUGGGAAUGAAUACACAAGCAGCAUAUCAAACUGGGAUAAUGAUUUAGGUUACACCGGAAAGUAUAAGAAUAUCUUUUAUAAUAAAUCUGAUUAUUUCAUAUGGAGAUGUGGGAAACUAAAAAGACUAGCUUGUUAUGUUUUUAGUCAGGCUAAAGCUAGCUUGUCAGGCUGCCACCUAGCUACAAGGGAAGGCGACUCUAUCUUACUUUCACAAAAUGAAAACACAAAAAAAUAAAUGUUGCUAUCGCACCCUUGUGAAUGGGAGUGGGACCGGCGAGGAUAUUACGUUACCAAAAGGUGUCCGCUACUCCAAAAAUCCCACUCCUCCUACGUGCACGCACACAUGUAGAUCAACGGAGUGAAGCGUGUAGUAACCUUUAGUCAGGAAAAAUAGGUUGUUGACAAGUAUUUUUCGUCAUAGUUAUUGUUGACAAAAUUAACACUGAAUGGCACAGAUACAAAGAUGAGUCCUCUAUUUAUGUGGGUGGAAUUAAAUUACAUAAUUUUGAAUGAGAAAACUCCUCCACUGUAUUGUUAACACUGUCUGGAAUUUGUUCUAUGUCCCGUGUCCAAUAACAGGCCGCCUUUGUGUCAACACUGAAUAUUUCAGUUAAAUAUAUGUAAAUUAUGAAAGUUACAUGUAUUCAUAUUGUUGUCAUUGCCUCCCACCACCCCAGGUCUGACUGGUCCUCCAGGUCCCUCUGGGGAAAGAGGGCUCCCAGGGUUUCCCGGCCCCAAGGGGUCCCAAGGCAGGGACGGACCUCCGGGCAGGCAGGGAGAGAACGGGCCCAGAGGACCACCAGGUAACAGGAACCAUAUAAGCCCUUUAUAAUCAAAUCAAAUCAAAUUUUAUUUGCCACAUGCGCCGAAUACAACAGGUGUAGACAUUACCGUGAAAUGCUUACUUACAGCCCUUAACCAACAAUGCAUUAAUUCUUUUAUUUAAAAAGUACAAUAAAACAACAACAAAAAAGUGUUGAGAAAAAAAGAGCAGAAGUAAAAUAAAAUAACAGUAGGGAGACUAUAUACAGGGGGGUACCGGUGCAGAGUCAAUGUGUGGGGGCACCGGCUAGUUGAGGUAGUUGAGGUAAUAUGUACAUGUGGGUAGAGUUAAAGUGACUAUGCAUAAAUAAUUAACAGAGUAGCAGCAGCGUAAAAAGAUCGGGUGGGGGUGGGGGGGCACUGCAAAUAGUCCGGGUAGCCAUGACUAGCUGUUCAGGAGUCUUAUGGCUUGGGGGUAGAAGCUGUUGAGAAGCCUUUUGGACCUAGACUUGGUGCUCCGGUACCGCUUGCUGUGCGGUAGCAGAGAGAACAGUCUAUGACUAGGGUGGCUGGAGUCUUUGACAAUUUUGAGGGCCUUCCCAUGACACCGCCUGGUAUAGAGGUCCUGGAUGGCAGGAAGCUUGGCCCCAGUGAUGUACUGGGCCGUACGCACUACCCUCUGUAAUCAGUGUUAAUGCCUCAGGAAAUGCUAUAUGUUGAUGUUUGACAUCAUAUCAAAUCACAAUUUAUUGCAAGUCCAUUUAACAAAGUCACAACACACUUUACAGAAAUAAAAAAUAAUAAUGAAUACUUAAAAACAAACAUGGUUGAACGGUUUGAAUUGGUCCAACUACUGAACUCGUCUCUUCCUCUCUUCUUCAUUCCAGGCCUCAAAGGUGAACAAGGUAUGUUUAUGUUUGUUUUAUCAUCGCAUUUGAGUCCUACUGUUGCAAUGUGCUAAUGCCCUCAACAGUGAUGUUUGUUUCACCCCAUUACAUACAUAACAUGAGUGUUGCUGAGGGUCGAUAACACUCAGGGUGAAUGGGGUUUGGUGUGAAUGUGUGUAGGAGUCACUGUAGAGGUCAGAGGUCAGCGUUAGGCCAAUGAGAACAUGAAUCAUUUGAGGCAGCCAGGUGAUGUGCACAUACUGGUUCCUGGGUAAGCUUGAGGGCAACAUGUGGUGAUUGUGAGAUAAAUUAUGCGGCUAUUAGCUUAGUGUGUGUGUGUGCAUGUGUGUGUAUGUGUGUGUUGUCCCUGUGAACCUAGAGUUUUUUACCCCUAUUUGUUUUGUGAUGUAACAUUCCCAUCACAAAGGCAGUAUAGCUGCGUCUGAUCUACAGUAGAUUAGCCUAUUACAGGAAAACAUUCCAAGGGCCGUAACGGUCUUUAAUAAACAUCUUUCUCGCUAUGUUCCCUACACAUUGUUUACUUUGCCAUUUUGUACUGUAAUGAACCGUGAAAAUAGAUUUCCUCAUGUUAGAACAAUGAAAUAUCAUAUAUGGUUUAGAUAAUAAUCAUGCUCUCCCUCCACUCCUGUUGGGUUAUUUUCUGAGACCUUGAUGUGAUUUUGCCCACAGGUAUGCCAGGUGCUGAUGCCAACGUGCCCAAGCUCUCCUUCUCUGCAGCUCUCACCUACCCCAUGCUCAACGCUGGCACCAUCGUCUUCGACAAGAUCUUUGUCAACGAGGGAGAGUUCUAUGACCCACGGACAGGUACUGAAUAGAAAGGCGUUGUUGUUUUUUGGGUUGAAGAAGUAUACACAAACAUGAUCAGUGCAUACUACUGAUACCAAUGUAUACUGUUAGUUCAAUCUACAUGUGAAGCAGUGGAGGCUCCUCAGAGGAGGAAGGUUAAACAUUAAAAUAGUGAAACACAACGAGUGGCGCAGUGGUCUGCAUCGCAGUGCUAGCUGUGCCAUUAGAGAUCCUGGUUCGAAUCCAGGCUCUGUUGUAGCCGGCCGCGACCGGGAGACCCAUGGGGCGGCGCACAAUUGGCCCAGCGUCGUCCAGGGUAGGGGAGGGAAUGGCCGGCAGGGAUGUUGGUAGAGCAUGGCGUUUUCAACGCCAGGGUUGUGGGUUCGAUUCCCACGGGGGGCCAGUAUGAAAAAAUUUGAUAUUGUAUGCACUCACUAACUGUAAGUUGCUCUGGAUAAGAGCGUCUGCUAAAUGACUAAAAUGUAAAAAAGUUAUCCUUUUUAGAUAAAACUAUACUAAAUAUAUUCACGUCACCAAAUAACUGAUUUAAACUCACUGUUUUGCAAUGAAGGUCUACAGUAGCCUCAACAGCACCCUCUAGGCUAGCACCAUAGUGUAGACGGAGGACAGCUAUUUUCUGUCCUCUGGGUACAUUGACUUCAAUACAAAACCUAGGAGGCUCAUGGUUCUCACCCCCUUCCAUAGACUUACACAGUAAUUAUGGUGACUUCCGGAGGACUUCCUCCAACAUUUCAGAGCUUUUGCAGCAUGAACUGACAUGUUGUCCAUCCAAUUAAAGGAUCAGAGAAUGAGUCUAGUACUGAAAGCAUAAGCUAUAGCUAGCUAGCAUUGCAGUGCAUAAGGUGUUUUGAGUAGUUGACUCAAAGAGAAAGACAAUAGUUGAACAAUUUUGAACAAAUGAAUUUCUUCAAAAGUUAAGGAAAAGCAUUAGAGAGAGAGAGAGAAAUCUUUGUAUUUUUUUCUUCUUCUUGGCUUACCUUUCGCUUACUUAGCUAAUGCAGCUAAUUAAGCCUACUCAACAACCUGACUCAAACAGAGAGGAAUACUAUUUAUGUUAGCCAGCUGGCUAAGGCUAUCCAAUACUGCAACUCUUCGAAGUCAAGGUAAGCUUUCGGUUUUAUUAAUUUAUUGCCUCCGGGGACCGCCGGUGUAGCUGCUAAACUGAUUGCUGUACACUGUACUGCAUGAAUGUACACAUGGAUUGGAUUGUGCAUUUACUAACGUGUUAGUUCUAGUUUGUUGAGUAUGACGUUAAUAUAGCGUGGAACCCCGUAUUAUCGGCAUAUUCAACAGCAUUUAAGAAAUAUAUUACCUUCAACAGUGCUAUCUUGUGAUCAAGCCAUCAAUGUUAUGUGAUUAUUGGUGUCGUAAAAAUGUUAGCUAACGGGUUAGCAAUUAGCAUGUUUGACAUUUCAGUGGAAAUACUACUAUUAUCAGCUUUUUGAUAAGCAGUUUAGCAAAUAAAUACAUCCCGUAUUAUCGGCAUACGGUCCCCAGUUAUUGGCCACCUUACUAUUUUGUUCAAUUACAAGAUAUAUCCGUUUAAUUUUGUUCAAAAAAGAGACACCAACCACGUAGUGUUUACUAGAUAGUUGACUAGUUGGCUAGCCUUCCGGUAAAAAAUAAUGACUUGCCUGUCAACUUUUCAUUGCGUAGCCUGGUGCGCCCUCCUGUGGACUCUUAAAAAAUGGUUCUUCACCAACAUAUUCAGUGUUGUAACCAAAUAAUGUCUCAUAAUUUCUUUUACAGAUUAAUCUUAUGUUUUGAGAAAUUAGAUAACAGUUGAAUACUAAAAUAUGAGUAUUAAUAAUAUACAUCAAAUAACAUUUUAAUUUCAGUUAUGUGCAUUGACAUAAACAAUGAAAACACUGUUGGAGUUUGUGUUGCAGAGGUGCACUUGGAAAGUAAAGGAAGAAAUACACAAGAUGGGUUGAAUAAAUAUAUAUAUUAUAUUUUAGUCAUUAAUUUUUUUGUACAAAUAAAUAAUUUCAUAUGAACACAAACAAAACAAACAAUUAAAUCUCGACCUCCAUCCCUAUAUUGUCAUAAAAAUCACAAUCAAAAUCCAGCUCCACCGCUACCUCUGUAUCCCACUUUACACACCUGCAGUGGAACCAGUGCUGGCAGAAGUCACAGCACACCCAUGGCACCUCGGAUCUACACUCCUGAGGGGAGCUUGCAGGCGGAUCAUGCUCCCCGCAGCGAAAACAGCAGGUGGUGUCUUCUUUUAUAAAAAAAUAAAAUAAGAAUAAAAAUUGAUUAAUAUGGUUUUGCAAAAUGUAGAAGUUCUUCAACAACAAUAGUAAUUGAUACAACUGAGAGAGAGAGAAAAAACAAAUUAUGAAGUACCUGAGAGUGGUGCCAUGGGUGACAUGACAGACGUGACCGGUGGAGCUUUUCUCUUCCUUUUCUGUGCUGCAGUUUGAUAAAAAGUAGUGUUAUACAGAGCAUGUUGCAUGAAAACCCUUUUCAACUUUUUUACAUCAAUACCUCUGGAGGAAGCUGCAGAGGUUUUGGAGCAGGUGGAGAUGACUUGAGGGCUGGUGCUAUGGACUGUAGAUAUGUAAAGAGAGAUUUCUUUUAGUUUACAUUGCUGUUUUAUAAAACAGAUAACAAACAGUGAUUUUUUCGUAAUUUAACAUGUGUUUACCUGUGGAGGUGGCGGUAUUCAAAUUGCAGGAGGCAGGGACACCAGACGAGGCUGCUAUGGUGGUGUGACCAGGGGAGACGGAGGAGGCAGUUGGUCCAGAGGAGGCCGUGUUGGUGGUGACAGACAGGGGGGGUGGUGUGCAUCGUGGUGGUGGUGGACAAAACCGCCGACGAUGGCUUGGAGGAGCUGGUGUUUGUAAUAGUGGGGUUGAGGGGCCGACGAUGGUGUGGCCAGGAGAGUAGGCACGUGGCCUUCUUCUGCAGCUGGGGACUCCGGCGGCUCCUACAGGUGUUGCACACUGGGAGGCACUGGCAGUGGUGAUGCAGCUGUCAGGAGUGGUUCCAGCAGGGAGUCCAGCAGAGGCAAUGGCAUCAAUGGUCUCAUCCAUGGCAGCCCUCUCCUGUGCCCUCUGUGUUCUGAGGGCUGCCCGACGCUCUUUCUCCUCUGCCUCGGCCCUCUCCUUCUCACCCCUCUCCUGCCACUGGCGCGUGUAUUCCUCCCCGGUGAGGCAUGUGGCGACCACAGGGAGUCUUCUGUAUCGGUCCAGCCGAUACUUCAGUACAGUAAGGAUGUGCCCCAGGUCCUUUGCCAACUGGAGCAGGGGCUGGGACUGGAGCAGGGGCUGAGGGUCCUCCUGUGGUCCAGGAGAGGCGGUGGUGGGACCCGGUAGGAUCAAAAGGGAAGAUGCCACACUUCUUAAACCCUUCCACCACAUAGCGCAUGUCCUUGCAUCGCUAGUAUGGGUAGCGGAAUACUCUGGCAAAUUCUGAUUUGUUUACCAUGUAGGAGUGGCCAAAAUGGCUAAGGUCUCCAGCUACCUUGGAAGGGGAACCCAUGGCUGGCGCAGUAGAUACAGUACUGCACUAGAUAAUUUUCAUCCUCUGGUGCAAGCAAUGUGGGUGGUCCACUGCGACAACCAUGGGUCACCCAGCUGCUCAGCCUGUCCGCCAGGGUCUGCCGAGGUACACCAUGCACCUUGGUAGAUAAGAAAAGAAAACUGUUACUAGCUGAUAAAAUUCACAUACACAUGGUAAUCUCCUAAAAACAAAAGAUGCCCAACCUUGGCAGCCUGGCGGAUAGCCAUCCCUGCCCCGCAGUCCUCCAUGGCAUGGAACAUGUCCACCUCACUCCACUGCUUCCUCUUGACUUUCUCCAUGCUGUGGUGGUAAAUACAUUUAGCUAAAUAACUUGGCAUACUAUACACAUUUUAGAAAGAUAACUCAAUCUGAAUAUGUAUAAACAUUUACAUUUCAAAGCUAAGGCAUUGAAAGGUGAUGAAAGUUUUCACAAUAACUGAAAGUAUACCCACGUUUUUUGUUUGAUGUUAUCUGUAAUGAAAAUUAGUGUCCCAAUUAGUUUAAUAUUGAUGCGUACAUUGUAACAUUUGACUAAAUACUGCCUCUAUGUAGCUGUUGUAAGAUGAAACAUAGCCAACAGUGAUAGGUGUCAAAAGGUUAAUGGUUCAAAGUUCCAAAUACAUUUUUGCAGAUUGAGCAAAACGCCUCCGUCAGAGGACUUCAAUUUUGAUACGGUAAAGCUUGACAACAUUCAGCUGUUUUCAUGAUAUGUAUUAUCUAACGCUUACAAUUUAUUUCUUUUUUGCUGUCUUAGCAGUUCUAUCAACAUUUAGCAACUAAGCUAGCAACAUUAGAAAAUCCGUUAGCUAUAUUUCAGAGGUAAGAAGUUGGAUAUUAAAUGAUGCGUGGUCUGUCGCGCAGUCGAAUUUUACCAUAUGCAGCGUGUCCCACAAAAUGUGUACAACUUUUUUGAAAACUUUCAAAACCUAACUUAAUUUACAUAAAUUGCACUGAAAAUCGGUGGUCAGCUAGCUAGAAGGGUGUCUUUAGUGGCAAAACAUACCGUUAUUUUCCAGUCCAUUUAAAUGUUGAGCUCGAGGUGAUUUAGUCCUCCAACCGCUAGAGAGUGUCCGAAGUUAGUGGGUGUCCGAUGUUGGGGGAAAAUUAGCUAGUGACAACGAUGUGGGCUGUGUAGCGGUUAUGGUAUGAAGGUUGGCUUGGAGAGGUUUUUGCACUUGGUCACAGACAGCUGUUGUGUUGUGCACUGAAGUCCACAAGCAAAAGGAAAAGGUGAGAGGAGGAGAGCGGGUAGAUGCGAGAAGGAAUUAUACAACAAGCAAAGUGAUUAUGCUGUAUGUGCGGGUGAUCAGGGGUGUAUUCACUCCACCAAUUCUGUUGCAAAAUGUUUCUUGAACGGAAGCAAACUGAAUGAAAUGGGGAGGGACCUACCUGAAUUUGUUCAAUAGAAACUCUUGAUUUAGUUGCAAAACGUUCCCGUUUUGCAACUGUUGGGACUAAUGAUUACACCCCAGAUCAGCUAGAUGCAGGCAAGAGUGUGUAAGGCAGUAUUGAAUGUGCCACUGUCUGUCACCUUGAUUACUCAAAUUUGUCUCUCGACCUGUGCGCCUACGUUAUGAACGUUCAUUUGUAGACUAGGUUGUAGCAACCUCAUGAUGAGUAUAGGGCAAAUUCGAGUAUCAUGUGGUAGCCUAAACCUAUCGAUGUUACAUUGAGCUGGGUGAAUGAAAUAUGAAUGACAGUCGUCCAAUAUGCUGUAAUAGAAAUAAGAAAAAUGGUCCUCCCUAAUCUUAAACGGCACUGACUGUAAACAUUAACCUCAUAGUUACAAUGUACAGUAAGUAGCUAGUUAGUUACAUCAUUGUUUUAGUUCAUGUAGAAUGAGCUAACUGUCAAACCAAGUCAUAACCCUGAACAGGCAACUGUUAUUGCUUACAAUAUCAGUGGAUUAUGCUAAACUAACUCUAACCUUUCCCUCUCUGUGUUUCCCAGGCGUUUUCACAGCGCCCAUUGAUGGGCGCUACUUCUUCAGCGCCAUCCUGACGGGCCACAGGAACGAGAAGAUCGAGGCGGUGCUGUCCAAGUCCAACUACGGUAUGGCCCGCGUAGACUCCGGGGGAUACCAGCCAGAGGGCCUGGAGAACAAGCCGGUGGCCGAGGCCAAGAUCACCCCCGGCUCCCUGGCCGUGUUCAACAUCAUCCUGCCCCUCCAGGCUGGAGACACAGUCUGCAUUGACCUGGUCAUGGGCAAGCUGGCCCACUCUGUAGAGCCUCUCACCAUUUUCAAUGGAAUGCUGCUGUACGAACAGAUGUGACAGCAUCCCCUAGGCUCUCAAGCUGGAACAUGAGCGAGGGAGAGGAAGGGAGGGAGGAAAGAGGAAAGUGAGAAAGAAGAGAGGGGUAGGGGUUGGUCCCCUCCGGAGCCGUUUAGACUCACGGUUUUAUUUGACAACCGCUUUUGAAAGCAAAACGACGGUUCCAGAGAAUGAGGUUAGAAUGACUUUAUAUCGACUUGUGAAACAUGGGAAUGAAAGAGAACUAGAAGACGACGACGACAGAAAAGUUUUGUGUUUCACCCUCCGCGUGUCAUUCCUGGCCCUCUGAUGUUGUGAGACCUGAUGAACUGCUUGAACAAACAUAGGAUAUACUAUAGACUGAGCAGCAGCAGACAGAGAUGUUUAGCUUACCCAGCAUUUGGAGAAGUGUUUUCACACCGAAUUUGUACUACUGCAGGAUUUUUAUAUGGUUAUUGGAGUCUCCGUCUCCUUAUUACUCACUCCAGGCAUGGGGUUCGGAGUACAGUAGUCCUUCGUGCACUAAUACCGACCAUAAGGUCUCCUUGACAUCCCACGUACCCCUUUGCUGCAAAGUGUUUCCCUGCCAUAGAGCCAGACCCAUAGUCAAGGUCUGAGGUUAACCUGAAGUACAGAAUGUGUAGUCUAGGGGAAAGAACAAGGAAUGAGAAAUUCAUUGCUUGAUUUUCUCUAGCUGUUUUCUAUUGAGAUGAAUUCACACAUUUUGUGAAUGUUUUUAUAUUACCGUGCACUUUUCUAUCUCCUUGUAUGUGUGUUCUGGUCUUUAUACCCUGUAAUGCCUUUGGCCCAGUGAUCCAAAGUUUGUCUGUGUGGAUAUUAUUUUAAAGCUUCAGUACCUUAUACUGAUGGUUCCCAAAACAUUUUCUGUGCCGUCCGUGACCUACCUAAAGCCUUCAGAAAUGUCUGUGAUGCUCCAGGUGAAUGAAAGAAUGUUCCUAGCUCAAAGUCCAGCCUUAAGCCACAACCAAGUAGGAAUUUACCUCAACCAGAGGGAAACGCUGCCUUAUACUACAGUACUGUAGGACCAGAUGGGCCAUAGCCCCUUUAUUACAUCAGUAGGGUUGCAAAAAUCUGCAACAUUUCCCCAAAUUCCCAGGUUU
Molecule: messenger RNA, 22530 nt
Organism: Coregonus sp. 'balchen'
Lineage: Eukaryota; Metazoa; Chordata; Actinopteri; Salmoniformes; Salmonidae
Source: the annotation of a GenBank genome assembly